GUAGAAAAAGCAGUAACCUCAUUUUAGCUCUUCAUAAUAGAGUUUUUCUUUCUUUUCAGAGCAAACUUGAUGAUUACCAGGAACGAAUGAACAAGGGAGAACGUCUGAAUCAAGAUCAACUGGAUGCAGUGUCAAAAUACCAGGAAGUGACAAAUAAUCUGGAAUUUGCUAAAGAACUGCAGAGGAGCUUUAUGGCUUUGAGCCAAGACAUCCAGAAAACAAUAAAAAAGACAGCUCGCAGGGAGCAACUGAUGCGAGAAGAAGCUGAACAGAAGCGUUUAAAAACUGUACUAGAGCUCCAGUUUAUUUUGGACAAGUUGGGUGAUGAUGAAGUGCGCAACGACUUGAAACAAGGAUCAAAUGGAGUACCUGUGCUGACAGAGGAGGAACUGACAAUGCUGGAUGAGUUCUACAAGCUAGUUUACCCUGAACGAGACAUGAGCAUGAGGUUGAAUGAGCAGUAUGAGCAAGCGUCUGUUCACCUGUGGGACUUACUGGAAGGGAAGGAAAAACCAGUUUGUGGAACAACCUAUAAAGCGCUGAAGGAGAUUGUCGAACGUAUUCUUCAAACUAGUUACUUUGACAGCACCCACAACCAUCAGAACGGAUUAUGUGAGGAAGAAGAGGCAGCGCCUGCACCUGCAGUAGAAGACACCGUAGCAGAAGCUGAACCUGAUCCAGCGGAAGAGUUUACUGAGCCAACUGAAGUUGAAUCAACUGAGUAUGUAAACAGACAAUUCAUGGCAGAGACUCAGUUCAGCAGUAGUGAGAAGGAACAGGUAGAUGAGUGGACAGUUGAAACGGUUGAGGUUGUAAAUUCGCUGCAGCAACAGACACAAGCUACAUCUCCUCCUGUUCCUGAACCCCACACGCUCACUACUGUGGCUCAAGCAGAUCCUCUUGUUAGAAGACAGCGAGUACAGGACCUUAUGGCACAGAUGCAGGGCCCAUAUAACUUCAUGCAGGACUCUAUGCUGGAGUUUGAGAACCAAACACUUGAUCCUGCCAUUGUAUCUGCACAGCCCAUGAAUCCAGCACAGAAUUUGGACAUGCCACAAAUGGUUUGCCCUCCAGUUCAUGCUGAGUCAAGACUUGCCCAGCCUAGUCAAGUUCCUGUGCAACCAGAAGCUACGCAGGUUCCCUUGGUUUCUUCUACAAGUGAGGGAUAUACAGCCUCCCAACCCAUGUAUCAGCCUUCUCACACAACAGAGCAACGGCCACAGAAAGAAUCUAUUGACCAGAUUCAGGCUUCAAUGUCCCUGAAUGCAGACCAGACCCCAUCAUCAUCAUCACUUCCCACUGCAUCCCAGCCACAGGUGUUCCAGGCUGGAUCUAGCAAGCCUUUGCAUAGCAGCGGAAUCAAUGUUAAUGCAGCUCCAUUCCAAUCCAUGCAAACAGUAUUCAACAUGAAUGCGCCUGUUCCUCCUGUUAAUGAGCCAGAAACCCUUAAGCAGCAAAAUCAAUACCAGGCCAGUUACAACCAGAGUUUCUCCAAUCAGCCUCACCAAGUAGAACAAUCAGAUCUUCAGCAAGAACAACUCCAGACAGUGGUUGGUACUUACCAUGGUUCCCCAGACCAGACUCAUCAAGUGGCAGGUAACCACCAGCAACCUCCCCAACAGAAUACUGGAUUUCCACGUAACAGUCAGCCUUAUUAUAACAGUCGAGGAGUGUCUCGUGGUGGGUCACGUGGGGCCCGUGGCUUAAUGAACGGUUACAGGGGACCGGCAAAUGGAUUUAGAGGAGGAUAUGAUGGCUACCGUCCUUCCUUUUCCAACACUCCAAACAGUGGUUACACGCAGCCCCAGUUUAAUGCUCCUCGGGAUUAUUCAAACUACCAGCGGGAUGGAUAUCAACAGAACUUCAAACGUGGCUCUGGACAAAGUGGACCUCGGGGAGCUCCUAGAGGUCGUGGAGGGCCCCCAAGACCAAACAGAGGGAUGCCUCAAAUGAAUGCUCAGCAAGUGAAUUAAAUAAAUUCACAGGAUUACGUUAAACGCCAAAAACACACUGGCCAGUGUACUAUACAUGUUACCAGAAGAGUUAUUAUCUAUUUGUUCUCCCUUACAGGAAGUUUGUUGUAAAGGGACUAUUUUCAUUACCAUAAUGACAGGACUACAGUUGCCAGCUUUAUAUUACCUGGAUAUUGAAAGGAACGAAACAACGUUUACUCUGCAUGUUCUGUCCUAAGCAUCAUCUUGAGCCUUGCACAUGAGAUUCAGAUUCUUCACCCUUGCUAAGAGUAAAGCAAAAAAGGCAAUUUCCAGGGUGAUCCAAUCUCCAUGGUUAACUGAAGUGGCAGGAAAAAGCAAAAGACUCACUUCUGACAUUUAAAAGUGAUGUAACAAAUUUGGAUAAAAUCUGCAAAUUCGUAACGAUUUACUGUGGUGGCAGUUAAUAAAACUUAAUAUUUCCAUGAAAGGAUGGAAAAGGUGAAGUGUGGCUUGGUAGUGCAACUGCAUUUCAGCCUUUUCUCACUAAAUUGAAGCACUGAACAGUUAAAGAUGUUAGUGAUGCAGAUUUCCCUAAAUAGACAAAUAGGCUUACAGCCAGUUUUUGACAAAGAAGCAGCACCCUUAGCUGCAGCACUCCUUAUCACCAGGGCCCCGUUUACUGUGGCUGAGGAUUUAAGAUUGCUUGCAUAACUGCUAAUGUAACUGUGUAAUUUUUUUAUUUUGAAGGAAAAGAAAAAAAAAGCUUUGAUUUGGCACGAAAAAAUUCUGCAGCAAAUGUGAGAUGAUCUGGAUGGCCACUGUAUAUUUGAUGUGAAGUAUUUAGAUAUCUCUUUGAAACACUUUUAAGUUUCUUUGAUAGCAAUGACUUUUGUAAGGAUUGGUAUUCUCUAUCAUUCCUUAUGACUUGCACAUUGUCUGUCACUAAUACUUGACCUUGCUGUAUUAUCACCUAAAUAACUGAUGCCGGUACUGAUGGAAAUCUCUAAUGGAUAAUCAUAACACUUUUGGUCACAUGUCCUUUUGUCUUUCCUGCAGCCUUGAAGGUUUUAAGAAAUCUCAAAUGCCCGCUGCUGCUGCCCUUUUAAUUGCUAUCUUUUGAAAAGCACCAGUAUGUGUUUGAAUUGAUUUCCCCUUUUAAGGGAAAUGACAGCCAGCAGUUACAGUUCUAAUGGUAUAAGCAAGACAAAUAAAACAUGUUUAUAAAAAUUGUAUCCUGGAACACUGGUUUUCAACGACUGAAACAAAUUUAAUGUGAUGGGGUGACAUUUCACGAGGUUUUGGUUGCGUUUUUUUUUCCCCUGAUAGAUUCCCUUUUUCCUGAAUAGAUGUAAACCCUCCUCUUGUUUUUUCUGAUUUUAUUCUGAUAGCUGUGACUUCUGGGAAACUUUUCUUUUUAUGGACUUACCUUUACAUCAAGGCAGCGAUGUAUAAAAGAAAUAGUAUAAGACUAGGAGCUGGAAAAUACCAAGUCUUAUUCAAGUUUUACUGCGUACUUGUGGUAUAAUCUUCGGAAAAUCACUUGUGCCUACCUUUCGCGCACAUGCACUCUCUCUGCAGUGGGGAGAAUAUAUUGAUAGCUGCCUCCAUAGAGGUGUUGGUAGUUCUGUUGCAUUCUGUAGCACGUGCAAGAAGAAAAGUGCUAUAUAUGUUAAGUAUUGCUUAUCAAAUAAUUCCUACCUGUGGAAAGGUGAAAUUAAGGAACAGCUACAUGUUGUUUAACUGUUAUAUACAAAACUGAAGGUUGUUUUAACUUGUAGGGUCAUUUCUACUUUGUAUCAGAACUGUACUUUCAGAACUUAGUCAGAUAUUUUGACUCUGUGAAAUAAUCUGAAACUCCACAGAUAUAGGUGGUACUAUCACUUUUUCAUGUUGUGUGUGAAGAGCACAAAUGAGAUAUGUUGUUACUGAGAAAAGUGAUAAGCUUGUGAAGACAAUAUUACACACCAGACAUCUUGAAACGAUGCUGAUGGCUGGAAGCAGCAGUUGUAGUCAAAGCCUAGAAACAUUCCGUACCAGUAUAACAAUAUAAACUGCAGUCCGGUGAGAAGUUGCUGUUCUGGUUUGGUUUUUUUUUUCAGGAAGCUGUUACUGAGAUAAUAGUCCCAACUGUUUUUUAACUGGAAAAAAAUAAAAAGAUGAACCUUAUAAUGUUGAACUGAUGUAGGAAAACAGUGAAUUUUUUAAAAAAUAUUUUUUGUGCAUUGGCUUUUUAAAUGGUUGGUAGAACACAAGCUCUUUUUCCAUUGCACACCAAAUGCUUCUUAAAUAGCUCUUUGUAGUUUGACAGUAAAUUUGCAGCAUUCUGAAUUAAAGACCGCUGAAUGGAUCAGAACAUUCCACUUAAGGUUUUGGUUUUAUUUUCAAUUUAAAUUUAUUAAAAACACUGGGUAGUUGAGUGGCCUCUUAAUUGAGAUACAACUUCGUAAGCCUUUUCAUGUAUGAAAAUGGUCUUUAGAGUAGCUGCUCUGCUCUGUGCUGAUAGAGGGAGAUCUGUUACAAUAAUAACAACUGUAAAACAAAUACCUAAGAUGUGUUUAGUCUGGGAAUUUGCACUGACUCCUUUAAUCUCAAUACAUGUGUCUAAUAAACACUAUACUGGAAAAAUUGGUUUGAGUCACGUAUGGCACACAGAUCCACUAACGGGUUCUCUGGCCUGUUCAGGGGAGCUGAAGUAUCUUCACUCUGUAACUUCGCUCUAGAUCUGAGUUACAUCCAGAUCACAAGCACUCCUAGAUCCAUUUCUUUUGGAAAAGCUCAUCUUUUGAAUAAAGACCAUUAUACAGAGUGAUAACAUUGAGGCCAAACAGUGGCAGUUCAGGGCUGGUUCUUUUGCAGAGCCCUUCCUGGAUGCUGGGGAUGAGCUGUGUUUAUUCUAGUUAGGUGCUGCCGUAGGAUACCUCGGGCCUGAUGCCUGUGGUUGGGAAGCGUGAGCAAGUAACAAAGUGCUACUUCUGAGCCUUUAUGUAGACACAUCAGUUGCACUCUUUGAUGGUUUUACUUGAUGCGUCUGUGAGUCAGUCUUUGGGGAGCAUAACAGCCUAGUUAUGACUGCCUUCUUGCAUAUACAGCUACUGUGAGGAGAUAAGACUUUUAUUUUGCAGGGGCUUCAUUAUCUAAUAUUGCUAGGCUGUGAUAACGUAUAGUGGUGUGUGUUUGAGAACGGACUUUGGCUUCAGUGUCUUAUUUCCUCUUGGGUGUAAUACAAGGAUUCUUGAGUAAAUAAUUUAUAAAUCACUAGCGUUUCUAUAUAUUUCUACCUAAUGUUACUGUGUCUGGGAAACCUGGAUCCUUCCUAGACAUCCUACAACUUAAAUACUUAACUUGGAUAUCAUGAGCUAUUUUCUCAUACCAAAGGUCAGUUUCUACAUUUUACUUUUGCGUUCUCCCUGUAUAUGAGCUGUCUUUUUAAGAACAGUUCACCAAUACGACUUCAGGAUUUUGCUGUGGAGGGAGUUCUAGACUUAACUUAAUCCCCGAUUUCUUUCCAACAUAUGUCUCUUGUGUAUGGCAAAUCUCUAAAGCAUAACAUCAUUCAGAGUAGUAGUUGGAAAAGUUAUGUUGACUUCUUGUUAAUAGCCAGUUAAUGUAUUCUGCUGGGACUUUAUAACUCUCAGAGAACUUUGUGACCUUAAAAAUGUGUCUUCUCAAAAUGUCCUGCUGACCUUAUUUGUUAGGUAGAUUCUUUGAUUACUUUCAUCUGUUUCUUUGGAGAAUGGAUCAAGCUUCCUUCUUUCCCCCAGAUGGCAUUUGAGUCACUACUUUGGAGAGAGAGAAGUUACUGAAAAGGCUUUAACUAAAAGGUGAUGAUACUGAAAAAAUGGUUAAACUUCAUAUGAGGCAAAUGGGACAAAACUUGUGGUCCAGCAGAGUAAGAUUCAAAACCAAUUGGUGAGAAAAAUCUUGAUCUUCCUAUUCUUUUUUUGAUGCUCUUGCAUUGUCUAAGCUGAGUAGAUGACUUUCCUUACCCCUUCUUUGCAAGAACCAUUCAUUAUGAAUGCACAUCUGUGAUAGAAGUGUUUGGGAUGAAUAGACAAACUUGUGCUGUGUUUUCUUCCAUCCCAAGUCUUCUGUGGAUACAAAGGGACAAGAACACUGCUCAUGAACCAGCCCCAUUAAUAAGGCUGCCAGUCACAUCUUGAAAAAUAAAGGUCAUCCCUCUUGCUCAUGCAAAACUAUUCUUGAUUAACAUGUACUCAAAAGUAUGCAGAUGCUUGAUAAAAAUUUAUAGCCAGAGCUGAGUUUUGCAACUGUAUGCAGUAGACUAUAUUUUAGUCUUCCAAAUCUAUGCGCCUGUUUUUACAGAAAGGUUUUUAAUUGCCUGAGCUGGCACCAAACAAAGUUCUAUGAGUGGGGUGAUGUUCUUCACCACUGAUUGGCCUAAAAAUCAGUUCCUCAUUUGAAGAGUGAGCAGGGAACAGUCCUGAACCAUGAAACUUGCCUUUUGAAAUUAGAAGAUAAUAUACUUAUUAAAUCUGGGCUUAAAAUACGGUUCUGAUUAUUGUCUGGAACUUUACUGGAAACUCAAAUGCUGCAAAACCACAUAGUUUCCUUCUAAUUCUGGUUUACUCUGGCAAAAUUCGUUAAAUUUCCUUGUUCUUGAGUGCUUGAUUGGUCUCAUUAGUAAUUAUGGCUGUCUUAUAGUCAGCAGCAGUACUUAGCAGAAAGAGCUUUGAUGUGAACUUCGGGAAAAUUCCCUUAGUUAACACCAGGUUAGUGUACCUGAUAGUCAUGAAGGUGGCUAAUUGCUUAAACUAGAAUGUUUCUCUUUGGCCAACUCAAUUUUCCAGAGGGAGAGAGAUGGGGAAGGUCCUUCAGACUUCCCAGUUUGCAAAUACUGUUUGCUGUUAGGUUUAAAUGUUUUUCAUCCCAGUCAGUAAAUUUUCCAAGAGGAAAGGUUCCAUGUUUUUGAGAACCACUGCACCUGGCUGCUUAGGGUUUGAGGUUGUAUGCAAAUUGCUUAACAUCAAAGGGAAAGAAAAUAUCUACACUCUAGCAGAAACUUAAUGUCUCUUCCCCAUGUGGAAGUAAGCCCCUGACCCUCAUACAUUUCUACAAAAACUUAGAAGCAGGAUCUUGGAUUUCUGCUUCUCUUCCCACAGGGUUUCAGAAACUGGGUGUUGUUGAAUUUUGAGUGUGGUAUGGCAAAGAGUCCCUGAUGAGAAACUGAUUUUCUAAAUGGUUUCUCUAAGGGAAGAGGUGCUAUUCUAUUAACCCCUGUCUUAGUUGGUUGUUUUAUUUUUUUAAUAUAAUGCAAUUAAAAUUAUUUGUGACUCUACAUCAAGCCUUAAUGGAGGGAAAGAAAUCUGUUUUCCAAAAAUCCACAUCCUAAAGCCAGUUUGGUGCUUAAGAGAACUGUAUUAGGAAAACUUCAGUUUAACUUGGCAUUUUGUUCUGAACUGAAAUUUAUCUGUUAGCUCUUGCUGCAAUUAUUAAUCCAUCAAUUUAAAAAGCUGUGUUCUUGUUCCCCUGCGUGCCCCCCCCCCCAACUUUUUAAUGUUCAUAAAAUAUUCAGAUGGAUGUAACUAGCUCCGUUCCAACUAUGGUGGCCAAUUUCUCCUUUCUAUAAAAUGUGCUCAAAUACCCAGUAGUGGAUCAAGAGUACACCUGAAAUUUUGGUAUCAAGUCAAAUUUUAGUAAUUAUCCGUUAGACUUUUAUUAAAUGAAAAUGUAUUUCCUUUUUUGAAGCUAUUCAAUUUCAGAAUAAAUUUUAGUAAUGCAUCUAACGUAUAAAAUAAGUCUUCAGAGUUAUGUUUUAGUUAAUUGUCAGAUUUAAAUUUUCUGAUGGCCUUAAACAUACCUGUAUAUAUGUCUUUGCAGUUCUUUAACUCAACGUUUAAAACAAGUUGGUCCAUGGUUAUGUAAACACUUGAAAAAUAAAUCUAUUUAAAUGUU
Messenger RNA from Athene cunicularia (burrowing owl), 7847 nucleotides. RefSeq names its product cell cycle associated protein 1 (gene CAPRIN1). The transcript has 17 exons. Gene Ontology annotation, molecular function: RNA binding. The coding region runs from base 87 to 1973 and encodes 628 amino acids. Gene Ontology annotation, cellular component: cytoplasm. The record is from RefSeq and is a predicted model, not a curated record. NCBI's taxonomy places the organism in Eukaryota, Metazoa, Chordata, Aves, Strigiformes, Strigidae.